Messenger RNA from Cydia strobilella, 6518 nucleotides. RefSeq lists its product as uncharacterized. The coding region runs from base 120 to 6518 and encodes 2132 amino acids. NCBI's taxonomy places the organism in Eukaryota, Metazoa, Arthropoda, Insecta, Lepidoptera, Tortricidae. The record is from RefSeq and is a predicted model, not a curated record. The transcript has 11 exons.
UUAAUUUCCAGGCCCGUUCCUCAUCACGACGCGUGGCAGGGCUGUACUAAGCCCGAAGUGUGCGCUUCUUCGUUGCGGCUUAUGAAGAUGACCCACAUUCCUCUGCCGCCUCAGCAAUAAUGGAGGGUGGUGUCGAGGGCAUGGUAGCGGUGGUCACCUGGCUUUCCGACGCGGGACUAGCCUUCAAUCUUCUCAGAAACUCGCGACAAUGCCGACCCCCCCAAAAGUUACCGGCAUCGCGGCCGUCUCGCAACCCCUCAAACGCAGUAGCAUCACAAACCGUCUCCGAGCACAAUUAUAAACGUCGGCGCCUAUCUCCAGAACCUUAUGCAAGCACCUAUCAGGUAUCCCACUGCGGCGUGGACACCCGUUCCUCUGCUUGCGAACACACGGAGUUCCCGCCACAGAGGCAGAAACCAUCAGAAUUUGGCAAUUUUGAGGUGGGCAAUAUCAGAUGUCAUUCCCCUGCACGCAGUGACAUCCAUAACUACCGGGGAAACUUUGAUACACUUGGAACCAGAGGGUGCCAGUUCAGGCUGCAGCAGGAACGAGACGUGGAUGAAUUCGUGAGCUCGCUCAGGAAGUACCCGAACGUGACUGAGCAUUUGCCGUCCACUCAACUAUUAGAACAACUCCUCAAAACUUCACGAAAUCACUCUCCAAAACAAUCCCAUGCCCCAGCACCAUCAAAGAAGCGCCGUCACCAUUGGGACAAGCCGCGACCCUUUGCGUCACUCAGUCCCUAUGCCCAUAAACAGAAAGAAAGUUACAGAAGAUUACGAAAGAAGAAACACACCAACGCACAUGUUGAUUCAAAAGAGAAGGAAUAUUCUCUGCAAGGUGGACUUGUAAGUGUAACCGCCUUCGACUACUUGAACAGCGGAGCCCGAUCGUCAGCAGGGAACUUAACUAAAAGUAUCGAAAAUACAAUCUUCAAGAAUGUUUUUAGAGUGAAGAACCGGGAUAAAGGAAGACCCGUGACAGCCUUUCCAGUUUGUCCGACGCUUCAGAGCAGAUAUGAGAAGCAUUUAAAGAAAUACCACGCGACGACCUCUAAAACCCCUCACGUGGACUUGGAGAACCUUCCGACGUGUAGCAAGUGUUUGCUAAAGCGGCCAUGCCCCUGCGAAGCUGCCAAACGCGUCCGUCGGCAUGUAGAUAAAGAUGUUCAAGAAAUAAGACAAUUUGAAGACGCUAUUUUUUCCUGGCUUAAAGAUAUACCUGUCUAUCCAAAUGAAAACCCACAGGAUAAAUUUAUUAGAGAUGAUAUUGUUAAAAAAUUAGCAGAAACGCUUAGUAAAUUCAAUGAUGCGGACUUUGCUAUUAAGGGGAAAGAAGAAAUUAAACGAGCAUUGGAUAAAAUGCCGAUGUGGUACCCGAAGGGAGAAAAUGAACGAGAGAAUUUUAUAAAUGAUAUUGUAGACAACUUGUUGGAGAAAAUAAAUGGCGUUCAAGAAAUGAAAAUGUUUAAUCAAGCUACAAAAGACUUUUUUGAUGACAUUAAGUUUGGAAAGGAAGUCGAUGCACAACAAGCAUUAGAUGAUAUUAUUAGAGAAUUAAAUAAAAUAGCACUUAACAGACCAGAAAAUAAUGACAUAUACAGAGAUCUGUUAAAAAUGAAGGCGUUUGAACUACUGGAUGGACUCCAAAUUAAAAGUAACGGAAAUAAAUACGAAUAUUUGAAUAAAUUGUCCAACGAGCUUGCAGAUCGCUUAUUAAAUGUAUCUAUUAAAUCCAAAGACGCGGAACAUAAAAUAAACUUGGAUAAUGCUAUUAAAAAUAUGCUUGAUGAAACCAAUGUUCGUAUCAAAGAUAGAGAUAAUGUCGAAAAAAAGUUGCAGGCUGUUAUAGCUGAUGUUGUUGCACAAAAUAUUGAUAAAGAUGAAGCUGAAAUUAAAAUAAAAAGUAUACUAGACGGAAAAGUUCCAGAUAGCGAAAUUGAAAAUAUCGCUAAUAAGACACUUACAUUGGCAGAAAUAAGUCAAAAUGCAACACAGAUAGAUCCAGAAACCAUAGUUGAAGACAUACGGGACAUCCUUGACCUUGCCAAUGUUCAAAUUAAGAAUAGAGCGAACUUAGAGAAAGAUUUAAGUCAACUCGUGUCAGAUAUAAACACAAACAACAUAGAAGAAAAUAAAGCAAAAAGUAAAAUAAAAUCUAUACUUAAAGGACAAGUUCCGGAAGAUAAACUCGCAGAGAUUACUGAACAGGUACUAAUAUUAGCUGAUCGGGUGAAACCAGUUGAUGAUGAAAUGAAACAAGUAAUAAAAGGAGACGUACGAGACAUCCUAUCCGAUGUUCAAAUCAAAAAUAGUGGAAAAGUAGAAAAAGAUUUAAGUAAGCUUAUUGCAGAUAUUACCGCGAAAGGUAUAGAUAAAGAUCAAGCUGAAACACAAAUUAAAGCUCUACUCAAAGGAAAAGUACCGGAAGAUAAACUCAAAGAAAUUACUGAACAGGUACUAACAGUAUCUGAUCGGGCGAAACCUAUUGAUGAAAAAACGAAACAAGUAAUAAAAGGAGACGUACGAGACAUCCUAGCCGAUGUUCAAAUCAAAAACAGGGAAAAUGUAGAAGAAAAUUUAAGUAAGCUUAUUGCAGAUAUUAACGCGAAAGGUAUAGAUAAAGAUCAAGCUGAAACACAAAUUAAAGCUCUACUCAAAGGAAAAGUACCGGAAGAUAAACUCAAAGAAAUUACUGAACAGGUACUAACAGUAUCUGAUCGGGCUAAACCAAUUGAUGAUGAAACGAAACAAGUAAUAAAAGGAGACGUACGAGACAUCCUAGCCGAUGUUCAAAUCAAAAACAGGGGAAAAGUAGAAGAAGAUUUAAGUAAGUUUAUUGCAGAUAUUACCGCGAAAGGUAUAGAUAAAGAUCAAGCUGAAACACAAAUUAAAGCUCUACUCAAAGGAAAAGUACCAGAAGAUAAACUCAAAGAAAUUACUGAACAGGUACUAACAGUAUCUGAUCGGGCGAAACCAAUAGAUGAUGAAACGAAACAAGUAAUAAAAGCAGACGUACGAGACAUCCUAUCCGAUGUUCAAAUCAAAAACAGGGGAAAACUAGAAGAAAAUUUAAGUACGUUUGUUGCAGAUAUUAUCGCGAAAGAUAUAGAUAAAGAUCAAGCUGAAACACAAAUUAAAGCCCUUCUCAAAGGAAAAGUACCGGAAGAUGCACUAGAAGAUAUUACUGAACAAGCACUAAAAUUAGCUGAUCGGGUAAAACCGUUAGAUACAGAGACGAAACAAAUCAUUAAAGAAGAUAUACAAGAUAUCUUUGACAAUUCCAACAUUCAAAUUAAGAAUAGAGGGAAAGUAGAAGAAAAUUUAACUACACUAGUAGCUAAUAUAUCUAAAGGCAUGGGCAAAGACAAAGCUAUAACACAAAUUAAAUCUCUCCUUAAAGAUACAGUUCCGGAAAAUAAACAGGAAGAAAUAACUAAAAAGAUACUUUCAUUAGCCACUAAAAUCAAACCUAAAUUGAAAUCAAUAGAUCUGGAAACUAAACAAAAUAUAGAUAAACAGUUAAGUGAUAUCCUUUAUCAGUCAGCACCUUAUAUAAAGGACAAACGCAAAGUUGAAGAAAAGUUACGGAGUCUUGUAUCUGACAUACUGAUGAAAAAAGUCGGUACAGACAAAGCUAAACAGUCUAUUAAAAGUAUACUUAAGGGUGAAAUUCCGAAGGACAAGGUAGAAAAUACCAUACUCAAGGUCUUAGAGUUAGCUAAAAAUAUAGAGGAUAAUCAAAGUAUGCAUUAUCCUAUAUCAGAAGAAACCCUUAAAGAAGACAUAAGUGACAUCCUUGAUCGUACUAACGUCCGCAUUAAGAACAGAGACAUAGUUGAAAAACAUUUACAUGAUAUUAUAAGCGAUCUAGUUAUGCGCGGUUUGGAUAAAGUUAAGGCUCAAGAUUACAUCAAUAGUACGCUCAAGGGAAAUGUACCGGACAGUCAGGUUGAAGAAAUCUCUAAGAAAAUAUUUGCCUUGGCUGAGAAUGUAUCGCGAAGCUAUAGUGAAUACAGCGAUGGCCCAGUUGCUUCAUCAACUCAAAAUGAAGAAAAAAUAUUAUUUGAUCAGGUCUUUGAAGUUAUAAGAGAUUGGUUAAAAAAUCUGAACAUCCAUUUAAGUAAUAAUAAAUUGAAUGAAGUAGCGGAAGCUAUAGCAAAUGAAACCUUAGACAGGCGGAAGUAUUUGCAGCUCAAUCCAGGAGUAAAAAUCUCAGAAGCUAAGGAAUCGGAAAUAUUAAAAGAACAAAUUUAUAAGGUGCUGAACAAUUUAAUAGAUAAAAAAUUGGUGCAGUCAAUUAUGACACAAGCUGAUGAUUUAAUGAAUUCUCUAAAACAAAUUCCUAAUCUUCAAGUAUCUGAAGACUAUAGCCAAGGAUUGGUUCAGGACAGCAAGCAAUUUGUUCAAGAAAACUUAGAAGGUGCUUUGCUAGAUUGGUUAAGGCAGUCACCGAUUUAUCUAAAUAAGGACCUAAGAAACAAACAAACUCAGGAGCAAAUAAUGAUAGAGUUAGCUGAAUCUCUAGCAGCUGUUCUUGGCUCUCAAGCAAUACAAAAACCAGGUACGAAUCUAGACGAAGCUUUGUUAAAAGAAAUCUCUAAACACAUAGAGCGUUUCCCCUUAGGACCUGAAUUUAAAUCUAAAGAACAUAUUCGGAAGCUGUGUAAUCACAUAUUAGACUACCUGAAAAAAAUACAGUUGUUUCAAGAUAUUUCAGCAAGAGAUUCACAAAGAACAAAGUCUUCUUUCAUGUCUUCAACAAAUCAAUUAAAUGACAUUGUCAAAGAUUGGUGUGAUGCAUUGCCGCUUUCAGAUACAGACGGGGCUUUUCGAAUAAAACAAGAUCUUGCUAAUAGAAUAAUAUUAAAAGUAGGAGAAAUGAAUAUGAACCAAGAUAUAUUUAAUGACGAUUUGUUAUAUGAUGAAAUACUGCAAGAUUUUAUUGAUCAACAGGUAAAUGAGUUGCCAAUAGAAAAAGAUAUUACUGACGUCAGUAAAAAAAUUCUCAUUGAUCAAAUUAAACAAAUUAAACAAAAAAUACAAGACGAUUUUAUUGGAAGAAAAUACAAGCAACAACUUCGCGAUACUAUAUCAAAUAUCUUGCCUUCAAUGGCUUGCCCAACGGCAGAGGACCUGGCAUCGUUCGAGUUGAUGAAAGAGAAUCUUGCGGAUGCUUUUAUCAACCUAAAUUAUUCAGUAGAAGAUGACACAGCUAGGGCUAAAUUUAAACGCAGAAUAAUGGAUGAAGUCAACAAAUAUGUUAAUGACUAUUUGAAACGUUGUCCAGCAACUCCCGUUAGUACAAGAAAGCUUAACGAGGACUUGUAUAAUGCUUUAAAGAAUGUGCCAGUACCCGGCGACGAAUCAAUGCGAACUGAAGUAGAGUCUGUACGAAUGAAAGACGUUAUCAAUGGUUGGCUUAAAACAUUGCCUAUGAGUAGACAGUCUAUAUCUGAACAAUUACAUACGAAUAAAGUAGUAACACUAAUGGCGCAAAAACUGCAAGAAUUAGAGAACGAGUUUCAUCCCGAUUUUGAAGCAAUCGCAGUAGCAGAGAUUGCCACAUACCUAAAGAAGCUUCCUUUAAAUAAUAAAAACAAUCUACAAGAGAUGGCUAAGAAAUUGGUCGACAAGAUAAAAAAUACUGCUGAAUCAAGAGCAUUUGUUGAAGGAACGAGAUCUAAACUCACUGAUGACUGUUUAUGUGAAGAUUUUGCAUUGCCAUGCAUUCCAAGGCGAAUUAGCUACCCGUCCUGUGCAUCUUUUAUCCCUCCUUGUGGAUUAAGCAAAGAGGACCAGGAAAAAAUGCAACGAAUAAGAGAGCGGGCUGUGCUUUGUGAAGUUGGUACACAAUCACGACGAUGUAGAGAUGCCGCUGUGAAUCCACCGCCCUUGAAUCACGAGAGUCAAACAGACAUGCCUUGUAACAACAAUAAAUAUUGUCAACAUGCAGAGAAGCCUGAACAUGUGUGCUGUAAAUCUGCCACACUAAGAACCAAACGAAUACCAAUCAGCACUCGUCCUUGCCCAUCGACUUCAGGCCAGGCUGACUGUUCCCCAUACGUCGUAGUGAAAGAAUAUUAUUGGGAUUCGAACUUAGGUAACAAGGUAGAAUUCGCAACUCAAACUCCCGUUGAAGAAUCUGGCAGAAUAUGUAUACCUUCGUCAUUCUUAAAUACUGAACGCUUAUGUCGACCCCGGUCCACACUAACAUCACGAAGAGUUCCAGUUAAACAGCGCUCACGCCCAGAAGCUUCUACUUGUCAAAGACCGACACCAAGAAGACAAUUCACUAGCGCUUGCCCAAACGAAUUCUUCAACCGUCCGAAACACUGUCCGAGAUCUCCUCUUGUACCAGAUUAUUUAAGAAGUAGUUACAGAUGUGUUGGACCAAGUUGUACUCGUGGUCGAAUGAAGUCACCUUGCUUGUCUUGUAAGAGAGAUCCCACGACAAUCUGUGAUAAAUGCUUCCCAAUGCAUGUGUGUCCACAUCCUACAUGUCUUUAUUUUAAAUGA